This is a messenger RNA of Ostertagia ostertagi, 693 nucleotides long. The record is from the annotation of a GenBank genome assembly. NCBI's taxonomy places the organism in Eukaryota, Metazoa, Nematoda, Chromadorea, Rhabditida, Trichostrongylidae.
AUGUGGAUCGGAAGUUUUUCAACCACGUUCAUUCAUUUACGUUUCAUCGAAGAUAAUUGCAUGCGAUCAUUACUGUUUGCUGCCGUCGUUUCGACAUGGCUUGGAAAUCGCACGGCGAGGAUGAGAUCUUCGCUGCAUCGUCCAUUUACAUGGAAACACCUUGUGUUAUUGCUGUUGGUGCUACACGCCAUAUCUUUCACAGACGAGUGUCCAGCCACGGUUCGAGGAGAAUCCAGUGUGACGACGUCGGUUGGUGCGCUUUUCUAUGAUCGAUUCAUGGACCAACAGCGUGCCUAUAGAUUCUUCGAAGGCGAUCCUGUCUUAUCGUUUGGUCCAUCAGCGUCGGAUACAGCAAAGGAAAGAAUAUGGUGGGACGUUGAUUUGGUUGGAAGAGCUCCUGCAUGGGCAGAUAUGGCAGCAGUAUUCAUUGUUGACUUGAUCCACCAGGAAACACGAGUUUUGGAGAAGCGAAGUAAAGUUGAGCCGUUGAAGUGGGCCAUGUGGAGAAUGUACUUGAUUAUGAAAUUUGACACAUCUGCAUUCAUCGCUCAAAAUGAUCUUCAAAAACUUUGUGCUAAAUGGACAAAGGAACAAGCCAGCAUGAGGUCCAAGCCAACUCCAUCUGAAAGAGGGAAAGGAGUACAAGAUUAUCGUUUUCUCAGCACAGCUAGAGCCUGUGAUAUUAUCAGUAAA